AUGUUAUUGUCUGAAGAGGCCCCAUUGAACUAUUUCCUGCCCAUUGAGCGCGAUUUCCCUUUCCAGACCCUGGAGGGCUGCGGAGAACAGGGGGCGCCCGGUGGGCUGGUCCGUGGUCUAGGGUGUUGGCGGGAUCACCUGAAGCGCCGCGGGCCGAGGAACAAGACCGGACCGGGAUCGGUGGCAGCUGAGCCUUCGGAGAAGCGCGGAGACCAGCCCGACUUGGGCCAGGCCCUGGGCGCGACCUUAGGCCGGGCUGCGCGCGGUGGUCGCGGGCUCCGGCGCACGCGGGAGCCGCGGCGGGGCUGGCAUACCUGCGGGGUCCGGGAUGCGCUUGGAGAGAGAGGAGGGGACCGCGCGCGCGCGGGAGUGGGGGAGCCUCGCGGGCCGCCCCGUCGGUNGCAGUACCGCGUGGACCAUCUGCUGAGCGCCGUGGAGAGCGAGUUGCAGGCGGGCAGCGAGAAGGGCGACCCCACGGAGCGCGAGCUGCGCGUGGGCCUGGAGGAGAGCGAGCUGUGGCUGCGCUUCAAGGAGCUCACCAACGAGAUGAUCGUCACCAAGAACGGCAGGAGGAUGUUCCCGGUGCUGAAGGUGAACGUGUCUGGCCUGGACCCCAACGCCAUGUACUCCUUCCUGCUGGACUUCGUGGCGGCCGACAACCACCGCUGGAAGUACGUGAACGGGGAGUGGGUGCCCGGGGGCAAGCCGGAGCCGCAGGCACCCAGCUGUGUCUACAUCCACCCCGACUCGCCCAACUUCGGGGCGCACUGGAUGAAGGCGCCCGUCUCCUUCAGCAAAGUCAAGCUCACCAACAAGCUCAAUGGAGGGGGCCAGAUCAUGUUGAACUCCUUACAUAAGUAUGAGCCUCGAAUCCACAUCGUGAGAGUUGGGGGUCCACAGCGUAUGAUCACCAGCCACUGCUUCCCGGAGACCCAGUUCAUUGCGGUGACCGCUUACCAAAACGAGGAGAUCACAGCUCUUAAAAUUAAAUACAAUCCAUUUGCAAAAGCUUUCCUCGAUGCAAAAGAAAGAAGCGAUCACAAAGAUAUGAUGGAAGAAACAGGAGACAGUCAGCAGUCUGGGUACAACCAAUGGGGCUGGCUGAUCCCCGGAACCAGCACCCUGUGUCCACCUGCCGCCCCCCACCCGCAGUUCGGAGGCCCCCUCUCGCUCCCCUCCACGCACGGCUGCGAAAGGUACCCGGCCCUGAGGAGCCACCGGCCAGGCCCCUAUCCCAGCCCGUACGUGCAUCGGAACAGCUCUCCAACCUAUUCCGACAGUUCAUCCGCCUGUCUGUCCAUGCUCCAGCCCCAUGACAACUGGUCCAGCCUUGGAAUGCCUGCCCACACCAGCAUGCUGCCCAUGGGUCCGAACGCCGGUCCUCCUGCGGGCUCCAGCCAGUACCCCAGCCUGUGGUCCGUGAGCAGCGGCAGCGUCGCCCCGGGCGCCCAGGCGGCGGGCGUGCCCGGCGGGCUGGGAGCCCAGUUCUUUCGAGGCUCCUCCACCCACUCUGCCCCCCUCGCCCACCCGGCCUCGGUGUCCUCCUCGUCGGGGUCCCCGCUGUACGAGGGGGCUGCCACGGCCACAGACGUUGCCGACAGCCAGUACGACGCCUCGGCCCAGGCCCGCCUCCUGGCCUCGUGGACGGCUGUGUCGCCCCCGUCCAUGUGA
Molecule: messenger RNA, 1671 nt
Organism: Odocoileus virginianus texanus
Lineage: Eukaryota; Metazoa; Chordata; Mammalia; Artiodactyla; Cervidae
Gene: TBXT
Product: T-box transcription factor T
Biological process (GO): mesoderm formation; positive regulation of DNA-templated transcription; somitogenesis
Cellular component (GO): nucleus
Molecular function (GO): RNA polymerase II cis-regulatory region sequence-specific DNA binding; DNA-binding transcription factor activity, RNA polymerase II-specific
Source: RefSeq, a predicted model, not a curated record